AUGCUACAGCUCUCAUUGGAGAAGUACAGAUCUCCCGCUGGUGGAAAUCAUGAAGGAGCAUACAUGAAGCAGGCACUGUUUUUAAAUUUGGUUUUGGAUUUUGCUUCUUUACAUAAUAUCACACCAGGAAGGAUGAGCAAUCCCGAGCCUCAGAAGAACCCCGCUCCCAGUGUGGUUGUUGCAAAAAUGAUGCCCCCACCUCCUGGCCCCAAAAACAUCGUCUUCAAGAAGACUACCCGUGAUAACGCGAUUGCAGUCUACUUCGGCAAGAGAGACUUUGUGGAUCACGUCAGCCAUACAGACCCAGUAGACGGUGUGCUUGUAUUGGACACAGGCUACAUAAAGGAUAGAAAAGUUUUUUGCAGACUGCUCUCAUCAUUCCGUUACGGACGGGAGGACAUUGAUGUUUGUGGGUUGACGUUCAGAAGGGAUCUGUAUAUGGCCACAAUCCAAGUAUAUCCACCCCCUUCAGGCCAAAAGCCUAAACCACUGACCAAGUUGCAAGAACGUUUAGCAAUAAAAUUUGGAGACAGUGCUUAUCCUUUCUGCUUUCAGUUCCCAGACUAUCUACCCUGCUCUAUAACCUUGCAACUGGGUCCCAAGGAAGUCGACAAGUGUUGCGGCGUGGACUUCCAGAUCAGUGCGUUCUGUGCAAAAUCUUCCCGCUUUGACGCAAAAAUCCCCAAAAGGAGUUCCGUGUCUAUGGUUAUCCGUAAGGUGCAGUAUGCUCCUGAUAAACCGAUUUUCCAGCCAGUGGCGAAAACAUGCAGACUGUUCCUCAUGUCAGACAAAUCUCUUCACCUGGAAGCAUCACUCAACAAAGAGAUUUAUUAUCAUGGUGAACCAAUUGAAGUGAGUGUUGAGGUGAUCAACCAUUCCAACAAGACAGUGAAGAAGGUCAAAGUAACAGCUGAUCAGAUUUUGACCGUGUUCCUGUAUUCACAUGACACAUACCGCUACAGAGUGGCCGAGCAGGAGGUGAUUGAACAAGUCAAUCCAGGUUCUACUCUGAAGAAGGUCUACUCACUCUAUCCCAUAGUUGCCAACAACCGUGGGAAGCAUGGCUUGGCGUUGGAUGGAAAAAUGAGAGAUAAGGACACAAACUUAGCUUCUACUACCAUCAUAAAGGAAGGAAUAAAUCGGGUUUGGGGAAUUCUUGUCUCCUAUAAAGUUCAAGUGCAGUUGCUUGUUUCUGGAUUGCUGGGGGUUGUUUUGUUCAGUGAUGCCGCUGUGGAGUUACCUUUCUUGCUCAUGAAUCCCCCAAUAGAGGUCGCAGCUGAAAACAUUGCUAAUGAUGAUGACAUUGACUUUGAAGACUUUGAUCAUGGUGGCCCAAUGGCAGUAACUGAAGAUCUCAAGGAUGGGAAGGAAUUAAACUCUUGAUGUGAUUUUCAACCCCCACUAGAAUCCAGCUAUUUGUGUGUCAAUGUAAAAAAU
Messenger RNA from Amblyraja radiata (thorny skate), 1437 nucleotides. Its product is annotated as S-arrestin-like. Gene Ontology annotation, molecular function: G protein-coupled receptor binding. The record is from RefSeq and is a predicted model, not a curated record. Gene Ontology annotation, cellular component: photoreceptor inner segment; photoreceptor outer segment. Lineage: Eukaryota; Metazoa; Chordata; Chondrichthyes; Rajiformes; Rajidae. Gene Ontology annotation, biological process: signal transduction; G protein-coupled receptor internalization. The coding region runs from base 1 to 1383 and encodes 460 amino acids. The transcript has 16 exons.